AUGGAAUUCAAAUUCCUGUUGAUUACCUUGAUGGUGGCGAUAUUUUUUGCUCAGUACGAAGCUUCAUCAAAGACCUGUCCUCGCUGGGUGAAACUGAACAAGUCGCCGGUCUGCUUCGGUGCGCGGGGAAACCAGUUUGGUCGUUUUUCCUACCAACAAAACAUCUUUGUGAGCUCGUUCAUGCUCGUGCACCGCUCGGGAAAGGUGACGUGUAACAAAAGUGACAAAAGUCACUACAGCUACUGGGGAUGUCUACCAAAUCACGAAGGACUGAUUGUACUCUUGACUGAUCAGAACAACAAGAUACUGGCUCCAGAAGCAUCAACUGUUAGUAAGGGUGGAUGGUACAAUCUGGCCGGAUACAGUUCUUCCUCCUCAGUCCUUGUGUUCUGUGCCAAAAACAAGCCUCUCGUUGUCUUUGCUAACAGCGAGCUGCGUCUUUGGUAUGGCGAAGAUUGGGUGGACGGCACCGAAAGUGAUAACGGCGGAAAGUCUUGCGCAGAUGUGUAUGGUCUAUUGGCGUAAACAAACAACUAAGAUCGAGAUGAACACCUCGAAAACAACUAAAACUAGUCUAAAACUGACUAUCGUGAAAAAAGCGCAGAGCUUUGUAGUUAUUUGUUAUGUUAAUGACUCAAUAAACUGAUCUCGAGGUAUAAUGAAUGUUUCCUCUGAAAUGUCUGCGGCUAACAUGGCUAAAACACCUCCCAAGCAUAGCGGGUCGGUUUUUUUGUCACUCAGUCUUCACGGCUUACUAUAAGUUUCUUGCAUGACAGUGGAGUAUUCGAACUCCGACAGUAAAACCUUACUGAAUAAUAUGAAUACCCUGCCAAGAGAGAAAUGAGUUCUCUCUUGUGCGCAGUAUAUACCUAGACAUACGUGAUUCUCAGAACUUCGCGAGUACUUUAUAGGGCAAACGUUAUAAAGGGAAGAAGUAAGAAGAAAGGAAAAGAUUAGACGGCAAAAGGGAAAAAAAUAUAUACAAAUAUAAAAUAUACAAUAUAAAAACAAAAUAACAAAAAAAUUCAACAACAAAAAACAAAAAGGAGGUACUGAGAAAAAAUAAAAAUGAAAAGAAAUGAGGCUCUUCAAUUCCAAAGAUUUGAACCUAGCAUACGUCGUUUGCCGUGGCGAUUUUUUACCACUAUGCUACCUGAGAAUGCCAUUUAUUUUUGUCAAUAACAUUUCAUUUUUAAAGCUACUCCCGUGGAACUUCCGCCGGCAAGGGCUGAUCGAGCCUCGUACAGUUUGAUCGCAAAACCUAAUGUUUUCUUGCCUCGAUUUACGCUCAUAUCUUAAAGCUAAAUGGUCCAAAUCGCUUCCAUCUGAUCGCAAUUUUCUCUCUUAUCCAAAUUUUGCAGCGGUUUUUAAAGCGACUGUGGAUUGCCGAUGGCAUCGAAACAUCUUCGUGAGCUCCGAAAAAUUUAUAGUAACUAUUCUGGUAGAUGUCGAUCCGUAAAAAAAAAACACUUGCCAGCGUGUGGCACGACAUUUUUGCGGGACUUUUUUUCAGUUUGCAGGACAGAGCCUCGUUCAGUCUCUCGUAAGGCCUGCCCGAGUCCCGAAUUUAACUACCGUUCGAAAAAAGAUCCCACUAGAAAUAGGUCGAAAUAGCAUCUUCGAAGAAAUGGACUUUAAGGGCAACAGGAGUAAGGACAUAGGACAAAUGAAGAAUUGUUGUAGUUGUUGUUGAGUGAAAACUAAUUAUAUCGUAGAGGAAAAUUUUGGUCUUUUUUGAAUAAGUAGCCUACAAAGAGGGUCUCAAUGGGGUUAAACGUCAGCUGUCAAUAUGCCUAACAUUUAACUGUCUGCCGUCGAAAAAGGUUCAUUUUUUACCAUCAGCCAUCAAAAAUACAGAUUAACAUUAACCGUCAAAAAGUUUCAUGAUAUUGCAAAUCUCACUAUCUCAAGCUAUCUCAGCUGAUCUCCACAAACUUCUGGCUGCUGAAGAAUCUCUAAACUGGGAAAACCAGUUUCUAUGUUUGCAAAAAGACCACCCCUAGUCAUUACAAGACCUUACAAUUUGCAUAUAUCUGAAAAUAUUUCGAAAUUUCAUGAGCGAAAAGCAAAAAGAAAUCUCCAAAACACAACAGUUUAUAUUAAUUUAAACUGAGAGUUAUAUUUAAACUCUUGGACUAAAUUUCCACUUAAUUUACCGUCAACAGUCAAAAGGUCUAUAAUCCAGGUAAAAUUUAACCACCGUCAAAGCUACCACCCCAUUGAGACGCUCUAGAACAAGGCCAGAAUAUAAAACACCAGACCCCCUUUUCUUGAAAUAAUCGAUAACGUUGCGGGUCCGAAGUAGUAAAGUAUUAAAAUCAAAAUCAAAAUAAAGAUCUUUAGCGCCGGUCCUAGCUGUCAAAUCAGUCCCUCAGUUUGCUUUCUUAAGUGAUAGUUUCAUUCAUAAACCUUGAUCUCGAAGGUAAACACUGCGUAGUAGCUUUCCGGGCAUGGGUAUUGUCAAGGCUCUCGAGAAUGGGCCCUAGGACUGGUACAAGGGAACAUUCCCCUUACCGUUUUCCCUGUUUACUUACUGUUAAAAUUUGCUUCCGGUUUCAGUCAUGUAUUUUGUAUCAAUCGCUUUGCAUAGAUCACGUCCGCGCUAGUCGUCUCGUUUGUUACCUGUGGCCUCUAAAAAGAACUCUCGCAAGCGUCUUUGUCCUGCUUGCAAAGUAGCUGCUCCUCACCACGAUUUUGGCCUGUUGAACAAGUACUGCACCGGCCCGAUACAGUGGAAAGUGAGGACCCGGGAGCGAGGAAAUCGCUGAAGCAAUUGAAACUGCCGGUCUCAAGCAAGUGGAAGAAAAUAUCCGAGAACUUUGUGCCUCACUGAUGCAAUCGGGGUUACACAAAUGAAAACCAAAAUAUUACCGCUCAGAUUCUCAUUAGCAUCAGGCAGUACUGAAAAAACACCUAGCCUUCCACUGACAACGCGUUGAAACACUAGCAUUCUUGGAGCACUUUUAUAGUAGUGACUGAAGGGUACGAUACUGUGAGGUUCAAUAUGAGAUGCAAUGGUCAGAUACCGUACAUUUUUCGUUGCUAUAUUUGUUGAUCAUAAUUGGCUCCAUUAUUCACGCUAGAAAGAAACUAUCUUAAAACUUUCAUUUCCUUCAAAAACUAUUUAAUGUUCUUUUCGAGUCACUGGCCAAAAUGAAGAUAGGAUUUAUGCAUUUGGCUCAGUGUUUGAAUCGUAACUCUUCAUCAAAACAGUUUAUAAAUUUAGUAAAUAUAGAGAGUUCCCAUUUUCCUAUGUAAGUUUAGACUGGGCCAGCUAAUUCACAUCCACGAAUCGACACGAAAGCCAGAAAAUGUAUUCAUACCCGAAAAAAGUUGCGAUAGAAAAUUGAUGAAAAAUAAUAAUAAUAAAAAACUAUGCCCUUGUUUUGCUUGUUUUUAUAUUUUUUUAGCUCAAAUUCAAGUGAUGGAAUUCCAAUUCCUGUUUUUAAAGAGUUAUUUUAAGUUGAAUAAGGAAGUUAUUUCAAGAGAAACAAGAAGAAGCAAUUUUAUAUACUUACCUGCAGUAAGAACUGAGACCGCCAAGAAAAGUUUUUAGUAUAAUGGCUCAGUUGUGUAUAAUAAUUAUUUAGUAAAUAAGAAUUAGUUUUAAUUGUUAUACUGUACUAUUAUUAACUUAUAGUUACUUAGUUUCUUAUUAUUUAUUUUGAACUUUUUUAUUAGUCUUAAUUUAGGGCUCCUAUUGAUAACAGAUAUACUUUUAAGUAUUCUGAAGGGAUUACCCUAGUUAAAUAAAGGUUUACUACUACUAUUGCCAUAUUGGUGCCGAUGUUUCCCGUCCCCAAUGAAGCACCUCCUCGCUAGGUGAAACUCAACAAGUCACCUGCCUGAGUCGGCGCCAAUGGAGACUACUUUGGCCGUUUUUCCUACCCUAAAAACAUCUUCGUGAGUUCGUUCAUGCUCGUGCACCGCUCAGGAACUGUGACGUGUGACAAAAAAGACUACAGCUACUGGGGAUGUGCUCCUGAUGUAAACCUUUUUAGUGUCCCGUUGACCUAUCAGAACAACAAGAUACUGGCUCCAGAAGCAACACCACCUGUCGGCAAGGGUGGAUGGUACCCAUCUGGCCGGAUCAGGAGCCGAUUACAAUUCUUCGUCCUCGGUCCUUGUGUUCUGUCCCAAAAAGAAGCCUCAAUGUGUCUUUGCCAAACGUGA
Porites evermanni is the source of this 4173-nucleotide messenger RNA. Lineage: Eukaryota; Metazoa; Cnidaria; Anthozoa; Scleractinia; Poritidae. The record is from the annotation of a GenBank genome assembly.